Paralichthys olivaceus (Japanese flounder) is the source of this 1420-nucleotide messenger RNA. Its product is annotated as aldo-keto reductase family 1 member B1. NCBI's taxonomy places the organism in Eukaryota, Metazoa, Chordata, Actinopteri, Pleuronectiformes, Paralichthyidae. The record is from RefSeq and is a predicted model, not a curated record. Gene Ontology annotation, molecular function: aldose reductase (NADPH) activity. Gene Ontology annotation, cellular component: cytosol.
AGAAAAAGGGAGUGGGUUAAGAAGAGAAGUGCACAAAAUAGAGAAGAAGCAGAAUCAGCAAAGAAAAAGGAAGGAAGAGAAGAGGAAGCUCUGAGUGCUGAGGUCCUCGUUUGGUUGUGUUGUGAAAUGUUCUCUGUGGACAUGGAAGACACGCAGGUGUCCCGGACCUUGGAGCUGAAUGACGGCUCACACAUGCCUGUUCUGGGUCUGGGGACGUGGAAGUCCUCCCACCUUCCUCCCACCUCAGUCCAGGGCGCGGUGGAGGCGGCCAUCGCUGCAGGCUACCGCCACAUCGACACGGCCUUUAUGUACAACAACGAGGUGGAUAUCGGCAAAGCUCUGCGCUCCAAGAUGCAGCAGGGCAUCAUCAGGAGACAGGACAUGUUCAUCGUCAGCAAGCUAUGGCUUACCCACCAUGCUGCAGAGGACAUCCCUGCGUGUCUGAACAAAUCGCUGAACGAUCUCCAGCUCGACUACCUGGAUCUUUACCUUGUGCAUUUCCCUGUCGGCCUGAAGAAAGAGGGUGAUGAGCUUUAUCCAAAAAAGGACGGAGAGAUUCUGACGUCUGACAUCGACUACGUGGACGUGUGGAGGGGGAUGGAAGCUCUACAGGCCUCAGGGAAGGUGAAGAGCAUCGGAGUCUCCAACUUCAACAUCCUACAGCUGGAGAGACUUCUUGCUCUGUGUAAGGUGCCGCCUGCUGUCAACCAGGUGGAGCUGCAUCCUUACCUGGUGCAGACAGAGAUGAUGGAGUUCUGUAAAUCCAGGAACAUCUCUCUGGUCGCCUUCAGCCCCUUUGGUUCACCUGCACGACCUCCAGACAUGUUUCGAGGGGACACUGAUCCUCAUAAACUCCUGGACGACCCAGUCGUUGCAGAAAUUGCCAGAAAGCACAGACGCAGCUCGUCACAGGUGUUGCUGAGGUACCACGUACAGCAGGGUGUUGCUGUUAUUCCUAAAAGUGACAAACCUCAUCGCAUCCUUGAAAACACAAAGAUCUUUGACUUCAGUCUGUCUGAGGACGACAUGAGAGCUCUGAGAGGUCUGGACCGAGGGUGGAGGGCCUUCGUGUUUGAGGAAGUCAAGUCUCAUCCGUACUAUCCCUUCGUGUGAGGCUGAGACAACAAACUGGAUCUAAACUGUCGACCUUCCAGGGAUGUGACUUAUGCUCAUCUUUUACUUUUGUCUUCUAGUUUAAUUUGAUUUAUUUUGAUAACGCUGCAUUUUUUGCUUAGUCCUUACUCUUACUGCUGCUUUUCUCAUCGCUUGCUCAGGAGCUCUGUGACUUUUUGAAUUUCCCUCCGGGGGUUAAUAUAUUUCUGAAUCUGAAUCCAUCAGUGACUCGUUUACCUGUUAACUGAUGAAAUGUGACGACAACUGUGAAGAAAAUUCAGUUUACAAAUGUGAAUGUGAAGAAAAU